GCCGCUGCUGCUCUUCGUCGUCGGCGCCAUCGCGGCGCGGCUGGGACGGGGGGCCCCUCCGCUCGCGUCCCCGAGCGGGGGCUACGACGAGGAGCAGGCCUUGGAGUACGCGUACAUGUCUACGGCGGCCUACUGCGGCAUGCCGCACUCCUCCCGGCAGGCCCUGGAGCAGUGGCGGUGCGGUCUCGCCUGCGACAAGGUGCCCGGCAUGAG
This is a messenger RNA of Prorocentrum cordatum, 213 nucleotides long. The record is from the annotation of a GenBank genome assembly. Lineage: Eukaryota; Dinophyceae; Prorocentrales; Prorocentraceae.